Molecule: messenger RNA, 2394 nt
Organism: Alosa alosa (allis shad)
Lineage: Eukaryota; Metazoa; Chordata; Actinopteri; Clupeiformes; Clupeidae
Gene: lrrc14b
Product: leucine rich repeat containing 14B
Exons: 3
Coding region: 173-1747 (524 amino acids)
Biological process (GO): negative regulation of DNA-templated transcription; negative regulation of apoptotic process; positive regulation of cell population proliferation
Cellular component (GO): cytoplasm
Source: RefSeq, a predicted model, not a curated record
UACACGGAGGCACAUGAAACAAAGGCUAGCCAUUGGUCUCGCGCACUAACUCGCCGGCUGACAAAAGCACAGACGUACUCAUGCGGCUGUCAACAAGGUAAAGCUCUCUACCCCACCGGCAAACGCUCUUUGCUGAGUUGUUGACUAUUAGCCUAGCAUUCACUCCUCGACCAUGAGAUCCCUACGUUUUAUUGCGGCGGAGAGCUUCGUGUGUAGCGGCUCAAGCGCUCAUGAGAACAUCAGCUGCCUCUCCCACAACCUGUACCCCCUGCUCUUCAAAGCCGCCUACCUGCGAGAGGAGGCCGCGUUUCUGCACGACCUUGUCCAGACCUGGCCUCUUCCCCAACUAAACCUCAAGCGGCUGCUGGAACGUACAAGUGACUGUACAGAAGACCUCACCUCACGGACAUGUCGCAUAUGCCUUGAGGCGGUCCUCACGGGGCUUCGGGACUAUGUAUUGAGCCCACAAACCACUUAUGUUAAAUCUCUGCGACUUGCCGACUUCACGGGUUUACAGGACCUGGAGCGGCAACCGUGCAAAUGUGGGAAAACACUAGGCCGCUGGGCACGUACAGAGCUUAUGACCCGAAUGUGUUAUGAGGCUAUGGUGGCCAUGCAAGCCGGUACAGCAGCUCCGUCAGCAUUCGACACAGAGAUAGACGUGCGCAUGGAGGCUUUCGUCACGGGCCGUAGUUUUGAAGUGGUGUCGCAGGCACUAAUUCUUCGGAAGCACUGUCCACUAAAAUUGCACUGCGUCUUUCUACGUGCCGACUCACUUUCCGUAAGGAAUCUGGUUUAUUUCAUGCGGCUCGCCGAGCCCGAGGCGCUUGAGAAAUUGGAGGUGGUCCAUAACGUACACCUUGAGGCGCCGCACCUGGAGGUCAUCCUCUCCAAGAUGAACUUAAGAGAACUGCGAUCCCUCACGCUCCCCGCUCGAGCUCUGGACGUGAGGCGGCUCGGACCUGAGGACAGAGAGUUGUUCGCGGUCCUGGGAGAUUUGUUGAGUAAGCUGACACACCUGAGGGAACUAUACCUGGGCUUCUCAACUCUAACAGGACACCUUCGAAGACUACUCAGCCCUUUGAACACUCCUCUCCAGUGUUUGGAGCUUGCUAACUGCGCUCUGACAGCAAUUGAUAUGGCCUACCUGGCAAACAGCCUACACAGUGAGCACUUGGUUCGCCUGGACCUGAGUGGGCAUGUGGUGGGUGACCUCUUCCCGAACACCUUUCGGAAACUCCUCCACCGCUGCGCCGGCACGCUGUGCAGCCUCGGACUGGAGGACUGUGGUCUGGAGGACGAUCACCUGGAGCAGCUCCUGGUGGCUUUGGCUCCUUGUGACUGCCUACAGGAGCUCAAGAUGCUGGGCAACCCGCUGACCUGGGCUGCCCUCCGGAGGAUUUUUAACAUGCUUGCCCAACGCUACCCUGCACUCAGGUACAUAGAGCUCCCAGUGCCACGAGAUUGUUACUCUGAAAACGUCACCUAUCCUCUAGACGACAGCACACUGUUGCAGUACGACCGGGAGAAGUUCCGUGAGGCCCGGGCCGAGCUGGUAGGCAUCCUGGAGCAGGCUGGGAAGGGCCACGUGGAGGUGUGCUCUCCGCUUUUAGGCGUGUACGACGCCGACAUCAACGAGACGUCCAACGAGCUCGGGGUGUUCAUGGUGAAUUCUUUCAAAGACGUUGUGGGCAAUUUCAUUGACACAGUCGCAGAGGUGGAUGAGAGGAGAUCGCAGGCCGACUGAAGAGUGAAUUUGGAGAAAGACAGGAGAUGAUGGGGUGUCUACUGAUAAAGGAACAUGUGGGGAUGGAGUGAAUUUGGGAAGGUUAAGAAAAAGAACUUGGAUGGAGGGCAGAUCCUAAAGGAGUGGUAUUCCUGAGAAUAGUAGGUGGAUUUUAAGUGUGCAAACAGAUACAUGCACUGCAGCAGAUGGAGAACAAAGGUAUGCGAGCAGAUGCAUAGACUUGCACAAAACCAAGAUGGAGCAAUAACAUUAACUGAAAGAUUUUUUAUUCUGUGUGGCUACAACCUGCCGAGGAAGUGUUUGCAGAAUAGGUGGAGCACCGUCAAUAUCGCUUCCACACUUAGCUGCUAAGAUGUUCAUUAAGAAUAAAGAUGAUGCAAUUGCAGUUAAGUGACAGGGUGCAGAGUUAAAGCCAAAAUGUUCAAUAUUGUAGAUGGAAUGUACAAUAGAUAAGAAUGUAGAUAGAUAGAUUUUGAAAUGGUCCUAAAUCUUGGGACACUACAGGUCACAAUAGCAACGAAUCCUUUUGUAUUUGAAAUCAUCAAUACUUUAACAGAUGUGUUAAUGCUUUGGCUUUUUUCCAUAUCUUUGGAGAUGUAAAUGUUUUGGAUUAUAAUGCAAACUCAGAAUAAACCUGUUCAGUGUGG